ACUUUAAUGUCGAUAACGACAAUUUUUCCUUCCCAAGGAAAGAAAAGAGUUGAAACGUAUACUUCAGCCAUGGAAACAGAUAAGAGAAAAACAAUAUACAAAAGUAAACAAAAUAUAAAAAAGUGAUUUCUUGAGCUUUCUCUCUCAAUUAUUUAGUAACCAAACCAUAAAAGUGUUCCAUUCCCUAUCUUAUUCUACCUGUCGAGCGAGAGAGAAGAUUAAUUGCGUGCUUUGUUCGGUUCUUACAGAGAAUUCUCUCUUUUUCCAUUUCCAAGACAAUGGUUUCUGCCAACAGGGAAAUGGCCGUCUAUUGCUUUGAUACUCUCGUAGCUCACUACAACAGCGAGCAAGCUCCUUCUCCUGCCUUUGACGAGGGCGAACACCCACUUUUUGUCACUUGGAAGAAAAUGGUCAAUGGUGGUGAGCCUCGUUUACGUGGAUGUAUUGGAACACUAGAAGCUCGACGCUUGAUUAAUGGGUUUAGGGACUAUGCUUUAACCAGUGCUUUGAAGGAUCGCAGAUUUCCUCCAAUACAGCCUAAAGAAUUGCCUUCUCUGGAAUGUACUGUUUCAAUUCUGACUGAUUAUGAAAUUGCUAACAAUUAUCUUGAUUGGGAGAUUGGAAAGCAUGGUUUAAUUAUUGAGUUUGUUGAUCCUAAUAACAAUGCAAGGCGAAGUGCCACAUACUUACCUGAAGUGGCUGCCCAUGAAGGUUGGACAAAAUUGGAGGCAAUUGAAUCAUUGAUGCGUAAAGCAGGCUAUGGUGGCCACAUCACUGAGUCACUUCUGAAGUCUAUAAGAUUGACUCGUUACCAGAGCACGAUAUUUACUAUGACCUACGGUGAUUACGUCUCUUAUGUCAAGGCAACCAGGGGUGCAGCUCCGACUAUUACUGGGGCUAAGCCCAGCAACCAUUGAUAUCCAGACAAGCUUUUGCUUAACCAGCCAAGCUUGUUUGUCUAAACCAAAGAAUUAUUUCAAAAGGAUUUCUGGGUUGGAAUGGAUUUAUUCCUGUUCCACUGGAUUUAUUCCUGUUCCACCCAAACUGCUUCAGUAAUUGUUAUGACCUGUCAAUAUCAUUUAUGGGUUGGAAUGGAUUUAUUCCUGUUCCACCCAAACUGCUUCAGUAAUUGUUAUGACCUGUCAAUAUCAUUCUUCAAAUUCAUUUGAUUUUGAAGAAAGAAUCAGAAACACACCUAACGGUGAACUCAUGUUUCUGUGGGAUUAUCAUACAACAUUCACAUGCAGCAGUUCCUCUGUGGAAGCUUCCGUCGUUUGAACUCAUAUCAAGUUAGAAAUCUGAAAUUAUCCAGUGUGCGUUCGUGUACCCUAACAUUCUUAUGUUUUUAUUUAAAACUUCAUCUAUAUCUUGUUUGCAAGUAAUUAAUCAUUUGCAUGAGUAUUCAAUGAUCGGCCCUUUUCUUUGCUAAAACUAGGAGUCAAAGGGAGGGUGUCCCUUUUAUUUAUUUAUUUAUUUAUUUUUGAUGA
Messenger RNA from Jatropha curcas, 1487 nucleotides. Its product is annotated as AMMECR1 family. Lineage: Eukaryota; Viridiplantae; Streptophyta; Magnoliopsida; Malpighiales; Euphorbiaceae. The record is from RefSeq and is a predicted model, not a curated record.